This is a messenger RNA of Peromyscus californicus insignis, 5787 nucleotides long. RefSeq names its product gem nuclear organelle associated protein 5 (gene Gemin5). The record is from RefSeq and is a predicted model, not a curated record. Bases 76 to 4590 code for a protein of 1504 amino acids. Lineage: Eukaryota; Metazoa; Chordata; Mammalia; Rodentia; Cricetidae. Gene Ontology annotation, molecular function: protein binding. The transcript has 28 exons.
CGCCCCCUCCCGCUACACGCCGCGGUUGCGAACCACCCCACCGGAGCUGCUCGCUGAGCCUCGGCGGCCGCGGAGAUGAAACCAGAGCCGCGGACGCUACCGCCGUCCCCCAACUGGUACUGCGCGCGCUGCAGCGACGCGGCGCCCGGAGGCAUCUUUGGCUUCGCUGCCCGGACCUCCGUAUUCCUCGUCCGCGUGGGUCCGGGUGCGGGCGCGAGCCCAGGGGCACCCCCGUUUCGCGUUGUAGGAGAGUUGGUGGGACACACCGAAAGAGUAUCCGGCUUCACUUUUUCUCAUCACCCUGGACAAUACAACCUCUGUGCCACCAGCUCAGAUGAUGGGACAGUGAAAAUCUGGGAUGUAGAGACUAAGGCAGUGGUGACAGAGCACUCACUCCAUCAGCAUACAAUAUCAGCACUGCAUUGGUCUCCAACGGUUAAGGACUUAAUAGUCUCUGGGGAUGAAAAAGGAGUUGUUUUCUGUUACUGGCUUAACAGAAAUGACAGCCAGCACCUCUUCACGGAGCCCAGGACCAUUUUCUGUCUUACGUGUUCGCCUCAUCAUGAAGAUUUAGUAGCCAUUGGCUACAAGGAUGGUAUAGUGGUUAUCAUUGACAUCAGUAAGAAAGGAGAAGUCAUUCACAGGCUUCGAGGUCAUGAUGAUGAAAUCCACUCCAUAGCCUGGUGUCCUCUGUCUGGUGAAGACUGCUUAUCCAUACACCAAGAGGAAAACUCCGAAGAACCCAACAUUCCCAAUGGGAAACUGAUAACAGAAACCCCCAUUACAAAAGGCUGCUACUUAGCCACGGGAAGCAAGGAUCAGACCAUUCGAAUCUGGAGCUGCUCCCGAGGACGGGGUAUAAUGGUUUUGAAAUUGCCCUUUCUGAAGAGAAGAGGAGGGGGUGUGGACCCAACAGUUAAAGAACGUCUUUGGUUGACACUUCAUUGGCCUAAGAACCAGCCAACACAGCUGGUAUCCAGUUGUUUUGGAGGCGAGCUGCUGCUGUGGGACCUCACCCAGUCAUGGAGACGGAAGUACACGCUCUUCAGCACCUCAGCAGAAGGGCAGAAUCACUCCAGAAUUGUGUUCAAUUUGUGUCCUCUGAAGACUGAGGAUGGCAAGCAGCUGCUACUGUCCACAUCCAUGGACAGAGAUGUAAAAUGUUGGGACAUGGCCACCCUGGAGUGCUGCUGGACAUUGCCUUCUCUUGGAGGUUUUGCCUACAGCCUGGCUUUUUCUCCUGUGGACAUGGGCUGCCUGGCCAUAGGUGUUGGGGACGGCAUGAUCCGGGUGUGGAAUACACUCUCCAUAAAGAACAACUAUGAUGUGAAAAACUUCUGGCAAGGAGUCAAGUCCAAGGUUACAGCGCUAUGCUGGCACCCAAACAAGGAGGGCUGCUUGGCGUUCGGAACUGAUGACGGGAAAGUGGGAUUGUAUGACACCUGUUCCAACAAACCUCCACAGAUUUCAAGCACAUAUCAUAAGAAGACUGUGUACAGGUUGGCUUGGGGGCCACCAGUCCCCCCAAUGUCACUUGGAGGGGAAGGAGACAGGCCUUCCCUGACCCUGUACAGCUGUGGAGGGGAAGGCAUUGUGCUGCAGCAUAACCCCUGGAAGCUCAGUGGAGAGGCCUUCGACAUCAACAAGCUCGUGAGGGACACCAACUCUAUCAGAUACAAGCUGCCUGUGCACACAGAGAUCAGCUGGAAAGGAGAUGGCAAAGUCAUGGCUCUUGGCAAUGAAGAUGGGUCCAUAGAAAUAUUCCAGGUUCCCAACUUGAAGCUGCUCUGCACCAUCCAGCAGCACCACAAGCUGGUGAACGCCAUAGUCUGGCACCAUGAGCACGGCAGCCGUCCAGAGCUGAGCUGCCUCCUAGCUUCGGGCUCCAACAACGCUGUCAUCUACGUGCACAACCUGAGAACUGUCCUAGAGAGCAAUCCUGAGUCCCCAGUGACCAUCACAGAGCCCUUCCGGACCCUCUCGGGGCACACAGCCAAGGUCACCAGUCUGGCGUGGAGCCCUCAUCAUGAUGGAAGGCUGGUAUCUGCUUGCUAUGAUGGCACAGCUCAGGUGUGGGACGCCCUCCGGGAAGAGCCUUUGUUCAAUUUCCGAGGACAUCGAGGCCGGCUGUUAUGUGUGGCGUGGUCCCCAGUGGACCCAGAAUGCAUCUACUCAGGUGCAGAUGACUUCUGUGUAUACAGAUGGCUGACCUCCAUGCAGGACCAUUCCCGGCCUCCUCAAGGGAAAAAGUGUAUUGAACUAGAGAAAAAACGGCUCUCUCAACCGAAGCCAAAGCUUAAAAAGAAGAAAAAGCCCACCUUGCGACUGCCUGCAAAGCAAGAUUCCGCCAUUGGCAAUGAAGAGGAGAGUGCGAGGGAGAACUCGGGACCUGUUGAGAACGGUGUGUCGGACCAGGAUGCUGAGGAGGAAGCCCAGGAGCCGGAGCUGCCGCCGUCCCCAGUGGUUUCUGGUGAAGCUGUUUCCUGCACUGCCGUUUCCUUAGGUUUUGAAAAGUCAAAAGUUACAGUUAGUAGCAAAGCCACCUCACUGAAAAAGGAGCCACCCAAAGAGAAGCCAGAAGCCUUGCUCAAGAAGAGGAAGGCUCGUUCCAUGCUUCCCCUGAGCACAAGCUUGGACCACAGGUCCAAAGAGGAGCUCCAUCGAGACUGUUUGGUACUGGCAACUGCAACUCACGCCAAAGAGCUAAAUGAAGAUGUGUCUGCCGACCUUGAGGAACGGUUCCACUUGGGCCUUUUCACAGACAGGGCUACUCUGUACAGGAUGAUGGAAACAGAAGGAAAAGGUCACUUGGAAAGUGGCCACCCUGAGCUUUUUCACCAGCUCAUGCUCUGGAAAGGAGAUCUGAAAGGUGUUCUCCAGGCGGCAGCAGAGAGAGGAGAGCUUACAGACAGCCUCGUGGCUGUGGCACCAGUAGCUGGCUAUAAUGUGUGGCUGUGGGCCGUGGAAGCCUUUGCCAAGCAGCUAUGUUUCCAGGAUCAGUAUGUCAAGGCUGCCUCCUACCUGCUGUCCAUCCACAAAGUGUAUGAAGCUGUGGAACUCCUCAAGUCAAAUCAUUUCUACAGAGAAGCUAUUGCAGUUGCCAAGGCUCGGCUACGCCCUGAAGACCCUGUCCUGAAGGACCUGUACCUCAGCUGGGGGUCCAUCCUGGAGAGAGAUGGCCACUAUGCGAUCGCAGCCAAGUGCUACUUAGGAGCCACUUCCGCCUAUGAUGCAGCCAAAGUUCUGGCCAGAAAAGGAGAUGCAGCCUCGCUCAGGACCGCUGCAGAGCUGGCUUCCAUAGCAGGAGAAAGUGAGCUGGCUGCUUCUCUGGCUCUCAGAUGUGCCCAAGAGCUGCUUCUGGUGAAGAACUGGGUGGGCGCACAGGAAGCCUUGGGGCUGCAUGAAAGCUUGCAGGGCCAGAGACUGGUCUUCUCCCUCUUUGAGCUUCUGUGCCGGCACUUGGAGGAAAAGCAGCCCCCAGAGGUCAGAAGCCCCUCUUCUGUUUACCACCCGUGGGCCACGGGCUCUGAAGGAACCUUGGUGCAGAGAGUGACCAGUGUGUGGCGCAGUGCCUUCAGUGUGGACACCCCGGAGCAGUGUCGGGCCGCCUUGCAGAAGCUGCAGGAUGUCAAGUACCCGUCUGCAACAAGUAACACCCCCUUCAGACAGCUGCUGCUUCAUGUCUGCCAUGACCUGACCCUAGCAAUGCUGAGCCAACAGGCUGCCUCCUGGGAGGAGGCCGUGCCAGCUCUGCUGCAGGCCGUGCUUCGGAGCUACACCUCAGGGAACUUCACCCUCAUGCAGGAAAUCUACUCAGCCUUUCUCCCAGGCGGCUGUGACCACCUGCGAGACAAACUGGGAGACCUCUCUCUUGCCACUGCAGCUUUCAAAAGCUUAGAGGCCUUUUUUAUUUAUGGGCAACUAUAUGAAGUCUGGUGGUCACUCUGUGGGCCUGGCCCUGAGUCCAGCAUCUGGGUGAAAAGCACAGUCUCUGCGGAGCAGAGGGAGCCAGAUGACAGUGCCAGUGAUAAAGACACAGAGCCUGGGGCUACUGCUCAGCCACAGUCAAGUCAGCCUCCAGGCCCAGGCCUCAGGCUCAGUGGAGAAAGUGAGCGUUUACUUAGUGCCUGCAGAGAGCUCUUCUCAGAAAGGCAUGCCAGCCUCCAGACCUCCCAGAGGACUGUUGCUGAAGUCCAAGAGACACUGGCAGAAAUGAUCCGCCAGCACCAAAAGAGUCAGCUCUGCAAGGCCACGGCCAACGGCCCCACCAGAGAUGACCCUGGCCAGGAAGCAGAGCAGGCCCCUUCGCAACCUCAGAGCCCAAGCAGAGAAGAAGGGAAUGCAUCAGUCUCUCUCCCUGAAUUAACCCGAAGACUCACGGAGGCCAAUGAGAGAAUAGCUGAGUUUCCGGAGAGUAUAAAGGCCUGGCCCUUUCCAGAUGUGCUGGAGUGCUGCCUUGUCUUGCUUCACAUCGGGUCCCAGUGUCCUGGCGCCGUGAACCCUGAGAUGCAGCAACAGGCCCAGAAGCUCCUUCAGAAGUAUGGCCACACUAGAACUUACAGAAGACACUGCCAGAGCCUGCGCACAUAAACUUCCAGAGGCCAUAAAGCUGUGUCACACGGCUGUGACAACGUUCUUCUCAGUCACAGCUCACCAGGCCUCCACCCCAUCUCCACUGGAAAGAUGCUGUGGUCCAGCUGACAGCUGAGGGUGAAGCUUGAUCCACUCACAAUGGAGCCUGCCUGGUGCCUCCCAAGUGGUUUCCUGUAAUGGAGCCAAAAGCCAGCAGGGUCACUCAGAACUAGCCCUUACCAAGACUGCUGUCUCAAGCCUUACGUGGUUUCCCCAAAGAGAAGCCUUUUGUUCACCCCAAGUCUGUCUGUCCUAGGUGCAGCUGCCUUUAUAAAUCCCCACCAUCGGAAGUGUCUCCUUCUGUGGGAGGGGCACUUGACACGCUUAUUACUGUUGGGUCGGGGCUUCUUAAUUGGUUUGUUAGCUGGGCUUUCCCACCUCUCAAAGAGUAAAGGAAUUAGCCUCGUCCACCGUGUUGACUCGGAACAUCAGGUCAACGGUGAUUUUAUUUGUAUGGAGUUGCCUCCGUGGGCAGAUGGCCCAGGCGAUCUGAGAACAGAGCUGAUGUUGUCCUCCAGGCUGUGUAACGUGACUGAGGGUGAUUAGACAGCCCAGGAAAAAAAUCACUCCUGGUGGGUCUUUAAUCCUUUGGGGUCAUAAAACCCUUUGGUUGAGGAUCGACUAAAACCCAGCCUGGAGAACAAUGCGUAUUUCCUCAUUUUACAGUGCCUCCCGGGUCAUUAGGCUUCACUUGACACCCUGGAACCUACAGUACUAUUUAUUCCCCAGCUCUGGGCCUGCUGCUAGUUACCACAUAGCCAGACAGCUCAGAGACUGAUGAUGCCUCCACUGUCACUGGUUUCUAGAACAGAAAAAGCAGACAUGCUCAGGUUGGGUGGGCCAAGCAGACCUUCUUCUUGCCUCUCUUGAGGUCCAAUGUGAAGGCUUCAUCUGUGGGCAGCAAGAAAUAUUCCCCACUGGAACUCCAUGGGACGUGCAUCUUGAGGUAUUUGUGUGUGCUUAACUUUGGAAUCUAAAUGCUAAACCCAAAAAAGGGAACUACUGUACCAUUGUGUGAACUCUAGGAAGAUACAUUGGUCUUAAAGGCAAGAGUCUUGACAAAUGUGAGUAGGCUUGACUACAUAGAGGACUUCAUCUACAGAAUGGGAAAAGUUGGUUCCCUCCACUUGAAUAAAGAGUAGCUGGUAAAGUACA